AUGUCAGUCAACCCUAGAUUCAAACUCUUUAGAGGAUCUACUUCUGGACAACAAGCUCCACAGCAACAUCACGAAACGCCACACCAACAACAACAGCCAAAAUCCCAAAACAGACACAACAAUAAUCGUCAUUUUGAAGCCACAUCGAGCAUUUUAUCUGACUAUGACGAUUUAGAGGUGAUUGACGAUGUUAAUGAAGAGUCACUGUAUGUCCUUUUCAAUCCUAUCUCAAAGCCAAAAAAUGAAUCCGAUAUUCUUUCGUUAACCAAUACGUCAAAGGGAGACUCAAAAGCAGAUACAGACCAGGAGUAUGAUCAUGAGGAUAUACAGGAGUUGAAGGAAGAAGAUGGUGAAGAUGGCGACGAUGAUGGGGAUGCAAAAACUGAUACCGAAAGACUAUCAAACAAAAUCAACAGUUGGUACAACUCAAACAUUGUCACCUCAAGUCAAGAAAUUGAUGAAAAUGUUGCUAGUUGGAACUUGGAUGAAGAUGAGGAAUUAUCUAGUUCCAAUCUACUGAAACAGCAACAACCACAAGAACAGCAACUGUUGGAAGAAAGCAAAAGAUUACUCACUGAAUUCUAUGGCGAUGACCUUUUCAGAUACCUUGAUCAAGAAGAUGUAGCUAAAGUAAAGCGGUUCCAUAAUAUGAUGGAUGUUAAACGAUUUCUUUUGGAAAAAGAUGUUGUGCCUAAUGAUUCAGUAUUGAAGCAAUUGAUUUACAAGAUUCUUUAUGCUAAAGAUGAAUCAUCCAGCUUUGAUACAUCUCACCACACUUUCAACCUAGGAAAUACAAACUAUAUCAAUUAUUUGAUGGCAGAUGUUCAUCAAAAGCAACAAAAACAACAGUCACCAUUUGGUGGUAGUUUUUUGGGUACACCAUCGACUUUUUCUGACACCAAUACGGGCGGUGGAUCAUCUUUGAUUAUGUGUGGCGGAGUGGGGUUUGGCGACAAGACGUCAUGGAAUGAUAUAUGA
Lodderomyces margitis is the source of this 978-nucleotide messenger RNA. RefSeq lists its product as uncharacterized. The transcript has a single exon. NCBI's taxonomy places the organism in Eukaryota, Fungi, Ascomycota, Pichiomycetes, Serinales, Debaryomycetaceae. The record is from RefSeq and is a predicted model, not a curated record. The coding region runs from base 1 to 978 and encodes 325 amino acids.